GGGAUCGCGGAUUUAAGCUAGCGUGGGAAGCUUGUUCCAUGAACAGCGAGACAGUGUACCGCUCUGAGCCGCUUCCUUGCUACCUGCUAGGUACCGUAGGCAUUAAUAUUUUUAGUUUCUGCCUUAAUACCUAAUUUGACACGACGUGCGACGACGACAAUCUACAAAGAAUACGAGGCUCUUCUAUUAUCCUUCAACCGCCGAAUCGUAACUUAUCAAUAUGGCGGAGCUCGCGAUUCCACCACCUCCCCCUCCCCCUCAAUGGGUUGUAGAUCUUAAUACUCCACCAUUAUCGAAGCCAAAAUCAGCAGGUAUUCCAGAUCCUCCAGGAUACACAGCUUCCUCCUCUUCAAGCCGAAAACAAACCACCAAAACCCCACGACAACCUCCGACUCCCGCUGAAAUGGAUACACUGAAGCUUAAGAAAGCAUGGGAAGUGGCUUUGGCCCCUGUCAAACAACUUCCAAUGACGGCGAUUAUGAUGUACAUGUCAGGAAACUCUCUUCAAAUAUUUUCCAUCAUGAUGGUGGUUAUGGCGUUCAAAAAUCCCCUGAUGGGGCUCAUGGCUACAAAUCAAGCAUUUGAACGUUUUGAGAGUGAAGGAACAAGAGGAAAAUUGGGUGUAGUUAAAUUGGCAUAUGUUGCAUGUCAAGUGAUAGCUUUGGCGCUAGGAAUAUGGAAAGUUAAUGGAAUGGGAUUAUUACCUACUACAAGGUCGGAUUGGUUAGCUUGGGAGACAGCAAGGGAUCCUCUAGAACGAGCUAUUCCAGCUUUCUGAGGUAUUUGGCUUGCGACGAAUGUACGUUAUGGCGUUAGGAUACCAUGGAACUAUGAACAAAUAAAGCAUGUCAGGGCAUAUAUGUUACGCUGAUGUAACAGAAGUCUCGUGAGCGAUUGUUCAAACGAGAUAGUACAGAUUUCAAACAAAACACACCACAGAGACUAUCAGCGACAUAUAUGCGCAGUGUUGGAGAGUGAUGAAUGAUGUUACUUUAUCUGGAAUAUUGAAAUAUGCACUCAUUCGAGGUACGCCGCAGCACAAACCUCCCAUGCUAAUGCAUCCUGAUCCCACCCCGAAUUCGAUGUCAGAUGAUAGUCUUAAAACUCUAGAGAGACAAAAUCGCAUUCAUGCCAUAGAUCUAUCUGCAAGUGCAGACACAGAUUUCCUUCGACACACCGCACUGACUGCCCUUAAAUCUUAUCUCCAUCCUUCGAUCAACUAAAUGCGACUCCAUACUGUGCCUGCCCCUAUAUUCUUUGAGAAUAUACUUUGAGAUUUCGAAUGCCUUCGAUCUUGCAUUAAAUCUCCCCUAAAACAAUCUCGCAAAAUACCUGUCGACCAGCACUAUCCUUAGAUAUUAUUUACUUUCUUGGUAGAUCUUACUGUCGGAGUUUCCUUUAACUGCGAUUCCAACG
Botrytis deweyae is the source of this 1416-nucleotide messenger RNA. RefSeq lists its product as uncharacterized. Lineage: Eukaryota; Fungi; Ascomycota; Leotiomycetes; Helotiales; Sclerotiniaceae. The record is from RefSeq and is a predicted model, not a curated record. Gene Ontology annotation, biological process: protein folding in endoplasmic reticulum. The transcript has 3 exons. Bases 221 to 778 code for a protein of 185 amino acids. Gene Ontology annotation, cellular component: EMC complex.